ACUAUCUAUGUAUCUGUCUGUCUAUCUAUCUAUCUAUCUGUCUAUAUCUAUCAUGUCAAUCAUACAGGUUGGAAACUUAUUUAUAUUUAAUUUCUCAUCCUUGCAGUAGGAUACACGGUAGUAAUUGUUUCGAUGGUCACGUGGUAAUGAUCUAUUACACAGACAAUAGUAAAAUAAACAUAAAAGUACACUAAAUUACACUGCAAAUUAAAUCAUACUUACAAUACCUAAUAAAAAUUGCAGUUUGACAUUUUCCCUAAAUUGUUCAGCUCUACUAUGUUGUAAAGACACAUAAGGGAAAAGAAGUUUCACAGAUUGCCUGUGGACAUGCUGUAGGCCACAUAUCCAUUCUAAACCAAUUGAUGCAUAAAGCACAUUUAAAAACAACAUUGUUGACCAAAGUACUGUACAGAUGAAAACAAACUGCAUCUGCAUACCUACUGUACAUAAUGGGGGGGAGCGGUUUAAACCUGACAGAAUUCUCACAUGGAAUUCUGGAGCGAAAGUUGUGUAAUAUUUAACUGCUCAGUGUGUUUAUGUUGGAUCUCCCCAGUAACACGCACAGCAUGAUCAUUUUACAUAGAGAGUAACAGCUCUCUGCUGUUUGGAACUUUGGACCUACCUAUUUUCUCUUCUCAUCAAAUUACUUUUAAUUUUAGAAAACAAGUACAUAGUGAGCGACUUGCACUGCUGAUCUUUUGGAAUUUGAGAUAAUGCCCAACAAAGCUCAGGAGGAUGCUGUAAUUAACUUGAAGACACUCAAGGAGAUUUCCACUCAGCUUGGUUUUGAGUGGGCCACAGUUGCUUAUGAGCUUGGCUUCAACCGAAGAGAGAUUGGCCGCUUCCACUGUACAUCCACAGAGAAGAUUGUCCAAGCCAGAACCAUGUUGGAGAGCUGGUAUGAGCGGUCAUGGGACAAGCCCAAUAAAACCAAGCUGUUGCAGGAUGGACUGGAGCGAGCAGGCAGGAGGGACCUGGCAGAAAAGCUGCGCUGUCUCCACUGGGGCCACCAGAAGCUGAGCCGCAGGGUGGAGCUGCCAUCCGCCUUUCCCUUCCUCAUCACAGUCCAUAAAACCAUCCACAACCAAGACGCACUACGCAGAAUCAAUGAGCUCAACCGUAGAUACACUGGGUGAAAAUGCAUCUACUGCCAUAGUUCUAUGAUAUAUGUAUAAUAUAUCGUAGUACAGUGCACACUGAAAGUGAUCUAACUUAAAUUGUCUGAAUAUCACUGAAUUACAUAACAAGAAUAGAGUGUGUAUAUUACUGUGGUAUUUUUUGUCUAGUAAGACAUUAAAGCUGCAAUAAAGAUGU
Messenger RNA from Solea senegalensis (Senegalese sole), 1314 nucleotides. RefSeq lists its product as uncharacterized. The transcript is spliced from 3 exons. Gene Ontology annotation, biological process: signal transduction. Bases 714 to 1136 code for a protein of 140 amino acids. Lineage: Eukaryota; Metazoa; Chordata; Actinopteri; Pleuronectiformes; Soleidae. Gene Ontology annotation, molecular function: protein binding. The record is from RefSeq and is a predicted model, not a curated record.